Molecule: messenger RNA, 2100 nt
Organism: Durusdinium trenchii
Lineage: Eukaryota; Dinophyceae; Suessiales; Symbiodiniaceae
Source: the annotation of a GenBank genome assembly
AGCAUUGGUUUAAGAUCUCGAUGUGGGUCAACGAUGCAGGGCCAGCGGCCGAUGUUUGUACGCCCAGUGGGCCCCGGUGCACCCAUUGUGGCCGCUGCUCCUGCCGCUACUGCUCCUGCGGCUGGUGGCGGCAGAUGGCCGACCGCACAAGGAAAUAGUGCCACAAGAUCAGUGCAGGUCAGAGCAUCUGGCAUGACUGCCGGCACGGCAACAACUGCAAGUCCACCAUUGCAGUUGCAGGCUGCACCUUCGCCACAUUUUCCAGGGGCAGGUUGGAACCAGCUAGCAGAACAUAGUGCUUACGAUGCAGCGCAGAAUGAAUUGCAGGAAGACCGAGAUAUUAAUUCUUUGCGGAGCCCUGGUGGGUCUUUGGUGUCAUCAGUGACAACGCUGCCUUGUGGAGGUGUUGUGGACAGUGCUGCAGGACUCGGAAGAUGGGGCGGAGUGAACAUGCAGGAGGCACUUGCGACCAUGGAAGUCCUGGCCAUUCGGGUCAACGAGUCUUUGGAACAGAUGCCAUCACGACUUGCAGAGGCAACCUCUGAGGUUCGUGCAGACACAACUGCACUUCGUGCUGAGAUCCAGGCUAUGAAGGAAGAUCUGACUUCUCAGCUAGGUGAAGGUUUGUCAGCAGAGCGCGACCAGCGCCAAGAGCUAUUGCAGGAAGUUCACAGCCUGGGACACGAUUUGCGUGAUCAGCUCAACCAGGAAGUGGAGAGGUUGCGAGAUAGCGUGAUGCGAGAAAUGCGCGAGCGCAUGGACGGUCAAAAAGUGCUUCGGGAAGAAGUUCAGCUUCAGCAAGGAUCUUUGAUGCGGUUGACAUCGCGAGUGGAGGACUCGUUUGUGGAAUUGCGCACGGAGAUUCCGCGGCUUGGGCAGGAGCAAACAGCGGUGCGAGAUGAUUUGCAGCGACUUCAAGAGGUUGUUGGUAUGAACGGGCACGCCGGCCUGCAAGCACGACUUGACCAAUGCGAGAAAAUGCUCAAAGAACAGAGGGAGCUGCAAAUGGCUACAGAAAGUGGCUUUAGGCAAGAAAUGAAAGAAGUGACAGCUGCGAAGGAUUUCAUGGAGCUCAAGAAAAUGGUCAGCGACCAGAAUGCUGGACUUCAGAAGGCGGCUGAUGAUGGCCUGCAGACGACACGAAUGCUGGAAGAGCAGAAGGAGGCGAUUCGGUCAUUGCAAGAACAGCACGUCAGUGGUUCAGCAGCACUGAAAGAAUCCAUCGAGCAAGCCGACCAAAUUUUUCGGCAGCUGCUUGAAGCAACGGAAAGCAAACAGAGAGAAGCACUCGAAGGCCUUCACCGGCGGCUUGAAGAGGUUCGACAGUGCCUCGAAUCUUCCAACCACGAGGUGCAGACGACUUUGGGCAUGCAGUUUAAGACCGAGACUACCGAUGUCAAGAGCCAAUUGCAGAUGAAGUUGGAGGGCGUUGAACAAGCUGUGCGACAGUGGACAGAGACGCGGCUCAGUGAAUCAGAAUCUUCCUCACAAGCUUGGGUUGAGGCUUCUGUGGUCAAUCGUAUCAAUGCUUUGGAUAAGGCAGUGAAGAAAGAAAUGGCCGAGCGCACUUCAACCAACGAACAGAUUUUGGGGAUGAUCACCCACAAUUCUGAGAGAUGGUGCCAGCUCCAGGCAAAAUUUGACGAAAUCCUUGUUUACAUCCAAAAAGGCACUUCACCAGGUGACUUUGCAGGAGGUGAUGGAUCUACCACAUUUGGAAGAUCUUUGGAGGACCGAUGAUGCCCGUCAUUUUGUCAGAACUCGGAGUGUUUGGGUGCUUACGCCCAUUCCUCGACGUGAAUAAUCUGACAUGUGCACAAAGAAGGAAGCCUCAUUGGAUGGUCCGACAAGACGACAUAUCGAGAAAUAACUCAUAUUGUAAUUUGAGACAACUGUGCGUCGUGACUCUUGGCUCAUGGAGCCAGAGAGCACAGACAAUGAGGCUCCAAUGCACUCGUUUCACAGAUUGAAGACAGGUGACGGGCAAUGUCCAUUACCGCUGACUGCAUCAGAUCUAGUUUUUUGGCGGAAAUGCCUGCCGUGGAGCAGGUUGGUGAAUUCAUGCCAAGCAGAAUGUUAAAUUCAAUGACCACCUGUACG